Leptosia nina is the source of this 1935-nucleotide messenger RNA. NCBI's taxonomy places the organism in Eukaryota, Metazoa, Arthropoda, Insecta, Lepidoptera, Pieridae. The record is from the annotation of a GenBank genome assembly.
AUGUUUGUUCGUGUAAAACAUGUGUUUCUGUGUAUAGCCGUCCUUCUAUUAAGUUCUAAGACAUGUUUCAGUGAGCCACAGAUCCCAUCUCUGACACUGUACAGCCCCGGAGAGUUGGAAUACAGCGACGUGCUCGUACGCAGAUUACACGACAAUUUGACCCUAGUGUGCGCAACGCGAGGCGACAGCAAUACGAGAGGCUAUGUGUGGAACUAUGUCGGAAAUAACACGAGUUCCGGGGCUAGCUCGUUUACAGUGUCACCCUCUGGUCCCUCCAGUAGCAGUAAGCUUGAAAAGUAUGACCUUCAGCUGUCUGACAGUGGACACUACAUGUGCUCAUCCCCACCAUUCAGCAUCACCAAAUAUAUUUUGGUGCAGCGCAGAGGUGGUACGCAGUGCGCGCGCGGUGCAUUCUCUUGCGGAACCAGAUGCGUUCUAGCCGCGUACGUUUGCGACGGCCGUCCUGAUUGCGAACGCGCAGAGGAUGAAUCGCCAGAAUUUUGUCCACCACAGCCGUGUCAGCGAAAUGAUCGCCUGAACUGCUCCAGCGGUAGAUGUAUUCCGGAGGCAGCUUGCUGUUCUACAGCCGAUGUGCUGUGUCAGCAGCCAUCUUGUUGCGCGGAGCAUCCGAGAUAUGCAAGGCUAGACGUAGGUGAAGAGGAAUUUGAGUAUCCCCCGCUUACUGAAGACAGACAUGCACCAGAUGACUACGGGUUCAUUCAGUCGACAAUAUAUACGGUCACUGCCUGCGCAUUAAUAUUCAUGAUCGCUGUGGUGUUGCUGGUGUCGGCACUUUGCAAGAUGCACAUGAAGCGAGCGGCUCUGAGGGGCUAUGCGCACGCGCAUCGGGACACUGCCCAUCACUACUCAGCCAGAUAUCCUCCACGGUAUGAAGCCACACGACUUCUCGAUCUACCCUCACUGAGUCCGACGCGACAACCCAACCAGUGUGAAUCUGAGAGUGCCGUUUCCUCCCCAAUGUGCGAAGUAACGAAUUCAGUUAACUCGAGUUUCGCUCUUUCGAGGUUGGGUUCCAUGUUCUGCACGAGGUAUUCGCAGGUUCCCACGCAAUGCGAUGUGGAAAUGACCGACGUGCGAUCCACAUCACUGAACAGUUCGCCCACUCGCAACCCACCAGUAGACUACCGUUCACCGAUCCCCACCUCAGACCUAUAUUACACAAACCCAGAUCUAACAAACCUGGGUAGAGAUCUGAACUACAUGGCAACACCGAUAGAGUUCUUCCGAAGGCGAAAUCUGAGACGUAAUACCUUAGACAGGGUUAUAGACCACCUGACACAGACUCCAAGACCUCUAACCUUGCAACUGGGAAGGUUUCAACUCAGCAUCCCCAGGUUCAACAGGCGGGAACCACGCCCCGAUACUCCAGAUAUCGCCGAGAUCAAUAUAGACAAUCUAGAUUUUGUCAGAUUGAACUCCAACGAUACGUACACACUAAACGGCAGGACGAUUAGGCUCUUAGGCGCGGAUUUCGAAAACUACCCGCACUUAGAUGCAAAUCGCCCACCCCCCUACAACGAAGCUAUGAGAUACAAAGUUUAUGGCCCACCGCCUGAAUAUUUGAGCAGGGAAGGCAUAAAUAGGGAAAACGAAGCCACAAAUAACAUAGAAAUGCCGCCAUGCUACGACGACUUGAGCGGUCAAAUACAUAACGGUAACAUUCCCCAAAGUAGCGAUACAAAUAACGGUAACUGUUCGACUAGUAUCAGUAAUCAUAGUAACGGUAACGAUACGAACGGUAACGUCACGGAUCCCUCCCCGGACGCAAACAGCUGUUAUUUGAGUAACGGAUUAGAGAGUGUAAAUAAUAACGUUCCUGAAACGAUAAGUUCCGUUAUAGAUAACUUGCCAGCUAUCGACAGCGAUUAUAACGCUAACGAUAACGUUUACAACGACACCGUUAUCGCUGAGUAG